AUGUCUGACGUUCAGAAGCCUGUUGAGGAGACCCCCGCGGCCGCUCCCGUCGCGGAGACUCCCGCUGAGGUUCCUGCUGCCACCGAGGCCGCUGUUGAGGCUCCUAAGGAGGAGACCAAGGACACUCCCGCUGAGGAGACUGCUGCCGCCACUGAGGACAAGCCCGCGGAAGCUGCUGAGCCCGCCAAGGAGGAGGCAAAGGAAGUCGAGCCCGCCAGCGAGGGCACUCUCGGCUACAAGGCCCCCGGUCUUGUCAAGGGCUUCCGCUUCGCCAAGCGUUUCUUCUACUUCCAGGAUGAGGCUGUUGAGGCCAAGCAGCUGACUGCCUUCCACAAGGAAGAGAAGCCCGCCGUUGCCAACCCCAUCGCCGCCUGGGCCAGCCAGACCGGCAAGGGUCUCCUGUUUUUCACCAAGCGCGCCGAGGACAAGGCCACCCCGGCCGGUAUCUUCAACCUGGCUGAGGUCUCUGAUAUCACCAAGGAGGCUGCCAAUGAGUUCAUCUUCAAGGUUGGCGGCCAGAAGUUCACCUUCCAGGCCACCACCGGCGCUGAGCGUGACAGCUGGGUUGCUGCUCUGGAGGCCAAGUCCACCGAGGCCAAGGCUGAGAAGGAGACCAUCAUUGGCAGCGAGGGCUACAAGGCUGAGCUCGAGAAGCUGACCAAGCCAGCUGCCGUUAUUGCUGCUGUCAAGAAGCCUGAGGCCAAGGAGGAGACUCCCGCCCAGGAGGACAAGGCUGAGGAGGCUGAGCCCAAGGAGGAGAAGAAGGAGACCGCCAAGUCUCGCUCCCAGUCCCGCAAGCGCGCCAGCAUCUUCGGCUCUCUUCUGGGCAAGAAGGAGGCCGCGGAGGAGAAGAAGGCCGAGGAGAAGAAGGACGAGCCCACUGAGGAGGCUAAGGCCGACGAGCCCGCCGCUGAGACCGCUGUCGCUGCUGAGCCCGCUGCUGAGGAGGCUGCCGCCCCUGCCGCCGUUGAGACCACCGAGGCCGCCGCUGUCGCUCCCGUUGACACUGCUGACAAGGUAGAGGACAAGAAGGAGGAGGAACCCAAGGAGGAGAAGAAGGAAGAGAAGAAGGCCAAGCGCGCCUCUAUCUUCGGCACUCUCUUCCAGAAGGUCACCAGCCCCUCCCAGGAGAAGUCCGAGAAGGAGGCCACCGCCCCUGCUGAGGAAAACGCCGUUGCUGCCACCGCUCCUCAGCUUGAGAACCCCGUCGAGGAGGCCAAUGUGAAGCCCAUUGAGCCCGAGGCUGUCACUGCUCCCGCCGAGGGCGACGCUGCUAAGACUGAGGAGGUCAAGGAGACCCCUGCUGCUGAGGCUGCCACUACCCCUAAGGACAAGCGCCGCACCUCUUUCUUCGGUAACUUCGGCAAGAAGGAGAAGAAGACCGAGACCUCCGAUAACGAGGCCACCGAUGGUGAGUCUAAGGCCAAGUCUAGCAAGCUUGGUGGUCUGUUCCGCAAGCCCAGCAAGGCUGUGAAGCUCGACAAGGACGAGGUUACCGCUGCUGAGACUGAGGCCAAGGCCGACAAGGCUGAGGAGGUUGCCGCCACUGAGACCGCUGCCGAGGAGACUCCCGCCCCUGUCGAGGAGGUUGCUAAGCCCGCCGAAACCACCACCGAGGAGGCCAAGAACGUUAACGUGGCUACCUCAACCCCUGUUCAGGCUGCGGCUUAA
Messenger RNA from Penicillium macrosclerotiorum, 1671 nucleotides. RefSeq lists its product as uncharacterized. Bases 1 to 1671 code for a protein of 556 amino acids. The record is from RefSeq and is a predicted model, not a curated record. Lineage: Eukaryota; Fungi; Ascomycota; Eurotiomycetes; Eurotiales; Aspergillaceae. The transcript has 4 exons.